UUAAGGUAGGCUAGGAUGUUUGCCAUUGCCCUUGCUUCUGCAUAGAUGAUGCCAGUUUAGCGCAGAUGAAGGACACUAGGGAGGAACGAUGCUCCAAUCAAGCAACUCAAUGAAUAGAUCGGUAUUUUAGCGCAAGGGAUCGGGGACACAGCAUUUCUCCAGGCAAAGGGCACGGUAGUGAUGGGAACACAGAGGAUUUAUCGCAUGUAAUCCUACUGCUGCAGCUACAGAACAGCCGUGUGCGGCAGACCAUUGCCACAAUGAGCCCCUUACCGGCCCCUUCUCUACACCCCAGCCCGCCUGCCUUCUGAUUGAUUUCAUUGUCUUUGUUGCACUUCGCCUUCUCGUCCCCAAUCCCCACUGGGAAUGUCACUGACAGGCCCGGAUCAGUGGCUGAGGGCGGCGCUGUCCUUGCGAUCUGGGGUUAGCAUACCGUGCAUCAGCGCCCCCUCCUCUCCGGGCUCCUUGCGUCACUGUGUGCGCGUUUCUGAGCGAUGCUGCGAGCGGCUGGCUGAGCGAUGGCUGGCUGAGGGAUGGCUGGCUGAGGGACGGCUGUUACUGCCGCUAUUGCUGCUGCUGCCUGUGUCCUGCUGAUGGCCGGGGAGAGGCUGCCUCCGCUCAGCACUGACUCAUUAUCGGGCUGCCGCUCUCCGUGGUGCUGAAGUCGCGCCUGUGUCCCUCCGCCGGUCAGGGCUGCUCCGCGGAAGACGAGAACCGGGAUACUGGGUACUGGAUCCUGCCCGUGGAGACGUCCCAAGAGGAGGAGAAGAAGGAGGCUUGAUUCUAGCACAGGAAGAAGUAGGGGAAGGUCUGCAGCUCCUGGUCACACAAGUGCAAACUGUAUAUAUGUCUGUGUGUGUGGGAAGAGCAGCGUGGGAAGCAGAUUACUGUCGAGAAGGACAUGGUUGGAAUAAGCAUCGGGCUGGCUUCCUAGUAAUCCCCCACGCUACAAGACACUGGGAGAGGCAGUCUCAUGAAGACACACGUCUUUUGUUGGAUAUACUUCUUUUGAUAUACUUCUGGUGUUUUGUAUUACAUUAAGAUUUACAGACCUUUCCAUUUUGUGGCCAGUUUUUUUUUUUAACUCUUUGGAAACAUCUUUGGAUUUAAAAGCCAGACGCUCCAUUUAUUCAUGUUCCCCAGAGGAGUUGAGUGACAAAAGAGGUCUGAUAACACUGGGAAGUCUUCUGUUCAAGGGAAAAGUGGGCCCCUGAGCUAAUGGUGCAAGAAGAAAAUCACCUCUAAUAGUUAUUCACAGAAAGUCAGCUUCAGAAGCGAUCCCUGUCUGGGCAAAAUGGGCGAGCAACCCAUCUUUAGCACCAGAGCCCAUGUCUUCCAGAUAGACCCCAACACUAAGAAGAACUGGGUUCCAACCAGCAAGCAUGCCGUCACAGUGUCCUAUUUUUAUGAUAGCACAAGAAAUGUCUACAGGAUAAUAAGUCUGGAUGGAUCAAAGGCAAUAAUAAACAGCACCAUCAGUCCAAACAUGACAUUCACAAAGACAUCCCAGAAGUUUGGGCAGUGGGCAGACAGCCGGGCUAAUACAGUCUAUGGCCUGGGAUUCUCCUCUGAACAUCAUCUCACUAAAUUUGCAGAAAAAUUUCAGGAAUUUAAAGAAGCAGCUCGAUUAGCAAAGGAGAAAUCCCAGGAAAAGAUGGAAUUAACUAGUACGCCUUCCCAGGAGUCUGCUGGAGGAGACCUCCAAUCACCGUUAACACCAGAAAGCAUCAAUGGAACGGACGAUGAAAGGACAACUCCAGAUGUGACGCCAAACUCCGAACCAAGGGCUGAACCUACGCAGAACGCAUUGCCAUUUACACACAGUUCUGCAAUCAACAAGCAUUGGGAAGCAGAACUGGCUACACUUAAAGGAAAUAAUGCCAAACUCACAGCAGCCUUGCUGGAGUCUACUGCCAAUGUGAAACAAUGGAAGCAACAGCUUGCGGCCUAUCAAGAGGAAGCAGAGCGUCUACACAAGCGGGUGAGCGAAUUAGAAUGUCUGAGCAAUCAAGCUAAUGCUGUGCAGUCUCACAAGACAGAACUGAACCAGAAGAUACAAGAAUUAGAAACCACGCUGAAGAAGAAAGAAGAGGAGAUAGAAAGAUUGAAAGAAGAGGUUGAACAUGCUAAAGAGUUGCAAGACCAGAAAGAUUCUUUGAGCCAAAAAUUACAGGAGGUAGAAACCCAUAACAAAGACAUGGAAGGACAGUUAAGUGACUUAGAGCAACGGUUGGAGAAAAGUCAGAACGAGCAGGACGCUUUCCGCAAUAACUUGAAGACACUUUUAGAAAUCCUGGAUGGAAAAAUCUUUGAACUCACCGAACUGCGAGACAACCUGGCCAAACUGAUAGAGUGCAGCUAGAAAGAGACCAGCAGCGCCAAUGGCUUACCCUCUUCUUAAAGAUGCACUGUCUCUCGUGACAGCACCAAGAUGGGCUCUGCCUCCAAGUUGCACAAAACCAGAAUGGGUUGCAAAAUUUUUAGUCGGGUGAAGUAUAAAAUUAAGACUGAACUAGUUAAAAAAAGAGGGGAAAUUUAAAAACAACAAAAAAAAAAAAACAAAUAAAACUUGAAAUACAAAUUACCUCCUAUUCCAUUAUUGGCCAUAAUGAACUUUAACACAUUCGGUGCCAGAUAAGCUCUAGCGCCAAAUGUUUCUGGUUAUUCGUAUUCCGCAGUUGACAGUAGUAUAAAGCAAUCCGUCUUUUGGGUUUGCAGACAGCAUAGAAAGUAGCCAUUAGUGGAUUGUGUUAGACACAGUAUUCUGGGUCAGUUUUAGGGCAGAGCAGAUUGGGCAUUUGCCCGGCUCCCCAGUACCAUGGGUUGGGGGGAAUGUGACACAAAAUAGAUGUGUAAAACUAUCAAAUGUUUUUAAAAUACAUCAGGGGUGUCCAAGUUGCACCCCUCCAGCCGUAACUGCCAGCUGGAGGGGUGCAGGCUGCCCUCCCUGAUUCCCAUAAUUGUCUUUCCUUAGUGCUAGUCCUGCUGCACCGCCCCAGGCCCCUCUUCGGCCCCGGCACCAUUUAAAGGUCAUAUUUAUUUUUUAAAAGGGGUUUUAUUUGAUUUUUUUUUUCUUUUUAGUACUAAAAUCUAUUCUUGCAGUGUUUUGUGCUGAAACGGGAGGCGCCCUCUGUAUUUUCGUUGCAAUCGGAACAUUUUUCUCAGGAUCUUUUUGCACUGUUGGAAGAAAAAACAAAAUAAAUAAAGUGCAUUACUAACCUUGCCAGGAGGGAGAGAAAUUGCAUCUUUAGCCGCUCACCGUUCCUCCACUUCUCCAACCGCUUGUAUAAAGUUCUUCCUUUUUCUACCGGAAGAGAUUUCUCUAUGGAGUUCACCCUGCUCUUCUUGCGCCCGGCGUUUCCAUUAUUUUCUCCAUGAUUUUAAUGCCAUUUAUUUAACGCUAGGAUCUCAGUUACUAAUAUACUGUAAACCCAAUUCCAAAGGCAGCUGGGUCCGGGGGCAGAUUUAGGUUGUUAUUUAAGAUAUAUCUGAAGAGUAUAUAUAUAUAUAUAUAUAAAUAUAUAAAAGAAAAACACGUUUACUAUAUGGACUUUAAUCUGCAUAUGAGAUAUGAGUAUGUUUUGAAAUGAAUGCAAAAUGUUUACUUCUGUUUUGGGGAGACCUCAUUUCCAGACGUCCCAUGCAUCUCAGUGUCUGUAGUGGGAGAUAUUAGAAGCCCUAUUUGUCCUCGGUUUGAUUUAAAGACGAUACUGUUUUCUGAACGGUCUGACUUGGACUUGACUGAUGGGGCUGUUGCUAGGAAACGGGGAACUGCGGUUUAAUGUUGAGCCCCUUCAUCCUCUAGGAAAUCCUGUGCCAUGAUUUAAUGUAAUGUUCGACUUGUACCUUUUCUAUGCCGCGAGAGAUUGCUUAUACAAAUAGGGUGGGGAAUGUAGGGCCGCUGAAGUCGGGGAAAGUUUAUCCCAGCAAUCCCAUUUGUGUUUUUGUUUGGAUCAAAGUGAUACCGGCACCUGCAGGCAAGCUUGGAUUUUGAUUCCGGUUUUAAAAAGUAAAACUCUAUUUUUGGCCUCAAAGAAGCAUCUGACCAAGAUGUGAAUGCCAGAAGGCAUUGCUGUGUUUAGAUAGCAAUACUUCCUGUCUGUCAGAACUAAGCCACACCCCUGCGCUCCUUGCCAGGGGGGAAAGUCCUGCCCAUUCUGUGGGAUGUAGUGAUGUGCAAGUCGACAAAAAGUCAGCCCGACCCUGCCCGCUCCCAACCUGACCCAGAAAGCACUUGUAUUUAUAGACUUGCUUUUGCCCUGCCCCGUCUCUGAUGUCAUGAAGGGGCGGAGGGCAGGGAACAGGCGGGGCCUAUAAAUAUAGGCUGCCAGAGCCAAGAGCUGGGCAAAGUAAGGUUGUGGUCAGGGAGGAUGGAAGGGAGGGCUCAACCCAAUCCAACCAGUGACCCGCAAGUUAUGUGUGACGGACAGGCCGAACCAGCCCAAUCCGUGGGUAAAUCCGUGGAUCCCACAGGUUUCAGGCCGGUCCACACAUCACUACAGGGAAGAGCUCACUUGCACAGAUAUUGCCUGGGCCCCUUCGAGGCCGAUGGAUCAGUUAUUGAAUUCAAGUUUUUUCUGAACUGCGAUUGAGUUUUUUUGCAGAAUUUUAUCUUAAAUGCAAGAUAUUUAUGAAAAAACUUGAAUGGAAAAAUUGAAUUUGAUUUUUUUUAUUCCUAGGAUUUUCUUGAAUGAUAAAAGAAUACAAUCUUUAAUUUUAAUAAAUUUCCCCCCCCUUUAAGUAUUCUUUGAAGUAACAACUGAGUUCAAGGGAAUCAUACAUAGUGCUCGAGUGGGUGUCGGAAUCACUCCCAAGUGCAGUUACCGGAGGAGAGACAAAUCUAUGUACCCAAGUGGCACAGCACUAACGGAUUUAGGUCCUUUGCUGCGAGUCUGAGAAAGAAAGGCUUAAAUAUAACAUGGCCAGUAAUGCUGUAUUUUAUAUACUGAACUUACUGUACCAGGCUACAGGUUAGCCAUCAGAGUAACAGGAAUAAUCCAGGCCUUCAAAGUCAUCCACAGGAGCUCCCCAUCUUGGAUCUUAUUAGGGCAUCUGUUGAGUGUCAGUGGCACCACACAUGCUCAGUGGGUUUGGGCUGCUGUCAGGAAGCUGAGCUUUAGGGGUCAUCAGAAAUCAACUUAUUAGCAGAAAGUGGGGUUUGUGACAUAGAGGCUGAUGCUGAUGCAGAAUGUAUUGGUUUCUGUAAUGUGAAUUUAAUUACUCAUCAGCUUUAUGACUUUUUUUAUAUUUGUAGAGCGUUUAUUGUCGAUCCCUAAGCUCAGGUAAGUGACAGCAGCCCAGAGCAUGUGCAGGGAAUCAGCAGAAAAGAAGAUGGGGGGCUACUGGGGCAUCUUUGGGGGCACAGACCUUCCCUGCUAAAGGGCUGGGGUUGCCUUGGGCUGGUACAGAGGUACAAAACAUAAGCUCUAGCGUUUGUACUCUCAUUGUUAAGCUUUAUUUCUCCUGUAAGUAAAGUUUUGAGGACUAGAAUUCAGCUACAGCUGGAGGACCGCAUAGUUGGACAGCACCGGUCCGGACAGUUCUGCUCUUCCAGGGUUUUUAGUUCCUCCUGUCCAAAAAGAAAAACACCAAAUGAAGGCAAAAUAUAUCCAAGCUAAUCUCAAAUUCCAGUUGUUCCAAAUCACCUCCUACUGGGUCAGCAUCACGGAAUCUGCUUCUUCAGACAGAGCCGCCUCUAUAUACGACCAGGGAAUCAUUAUAGGUGGGAAUUUCAGGAAUCCUUGGCUCCCAGUUAGAAUAAAGCGCCACGGCAGCAUACCUUGCUUUGCACUGCUCACCAGAUGCCAUACAUUUUGCCCACAUCUCAUGUUAUAGAUACAGUUUGGCACUCUUGUAGCCUCAGGAUCUGCAGCCCAAUAGCCCAUGCAAAAAAAGUGUCACCGGCCAGGCACAGGUAGUGCAAACUGGGCACGAAUACAACAAGGGGAGUCAGGGAGCAAAGCCAAAUAAAGGCCAUCGGAGAAGCACCACCAGCCCAGUGCAGAAUAGCAGGAUGGCGUAUGUGGCCCCGUCACAUACACAACAGCUUGGUACAGGGACUAGUAUAGACACAACAAGUGACUGUAUCAUGUUAAUAAAUGAGCACCAGCGUGCCCUUCAUCUUUAUGGCGAAACCGUCAACUGCGUGCAAAGUAAAAAGGCCAAAUGUGAGUAUAUUUGGCCCUACUGCCAUUUGUAUACUUGCCAAUGACACUGGGACUAUAAAGUCUAACCCAUCCCAUGGAAGCACUGACCGUAAGGCCGGCUAAUGUCACAUUGCUCUAAUGCUGAAUCUCUAGCGGGGAUCUGCAACCUAUGACUGCCCGGCUGUAAUUCAACUACAACUCCCAUCAUCCCCCAGCAGCCGCUGGAGGGCAUAAGGUUGUAGAUUGCUGCUCUGUGGAACCCAAUCCACAUUGAAUUCCGUUUCCAUAAAUAUAGCUUUACAAUUAGAAGUUCUGAAACCUGAAUCUCACCUUGCUUUGUUUUCUACAGGCGCAAAUCUGAAUCUGACAUCAAUUUUAACCUGUAUUUUAGUGGCAUUUGCUGCAUUUUAAUUAGAACCCAUGUUUGCCAUCUUUUUACAAAAUAAACCCAAAUGUUUUUCUUUCCA
Molecule: messenger RNA, 6613 nt
Organism: Xenopus tropicalis (tropical clawed frog)
Lineage: Eukaryota; Metazoa; Chordata; Amphibia; Anura; Pipidae
Gene: homer1
Product: homer scaffold protein 1
Exons: 10
Coding region: 1295-2362 (355 amino acids)
Biological process (GO): G protein-coupled glutamate receptor signaling pathway
Cellular component (GO): cytosol; postsynaptic density; cytoplasm
Molecular function (GO): G protein-coupled glutamate receptor binding
Source: RefSeq, a predicted model, not a curated record